AAUAGAUUGAACAAGAAAUAUCUUGGAAAUUCGCUGGUUUAAAGGUUGCAUCUACCUACCAAAAAGGAGCAAUAUUUUAUAAAAAUAAUCUAAAACUGCUUUCACUGCUUCUGAAAAGAAAUGAGCUCAUCACACUGAACCCAAUGGUUUGAAAGAUUCUGAAUAGCGCCAAAGCUUCCAUUGCUUUUGAUGCUUGAUUAUUUUAUUUCCUCAAAACAUGAUAAUCCAGUUCCCAUGGAAGAAAUGCUUCCCAUUAUAUUAUGUCCUCAAAGUUCCAGCUGCUGGCUUCAAAAGUUCAAAGGAAAGAGGGCUUAUCCUACAGUCUGUGUCUCAGGAUGUUUACCAGAAUUUAGCAUUAGAGGAUUGGAUCCAUGAUAACAUGGAUUUAGAAAAGAGACAUGUUCUUCUCCUCUGGAGAAAUUCUUCUGCUGUAGUGAUCGGUCGGCAUCAGAAUCCCUGGCAAGAAUGUAACCUUGGAGUCAUGAGGCAGAAGGGGGUAAGGCUUGCUCGAAGAAGAAGUGGAGGAGGUGCAGUUUACCAUGACACAGGCAACAUUAAUCUGACCUUCUUCACUGACAGAAAAAAAUAUGAAAGAAUUGAAAAUUUAAAACUAGUUGUCAAAGCUUUGAAGUCCCUAAGACCCCAGCUAGAUGUUCAGGCUACUGAGAGAUAUGAUCUCUUGUUAAAUAAAAUCUUUAAAAUUUCAGGAACUGCUGCAAAAUUAGGAAGAACAGCUGCUUAUCACCACUGCACUUUACUGUGCAAUACUGAUAAAUUGGUUCUAACAUCUGUGUUAAAGACUCCUAACAGUGGAAUCCAAAGUAACGCCACACCAAGUGUGCCUGCAUUAGUGAGAAAUCUCUAUGAAGAAGAUCCCACAUUAACUUGUGAAAUGCUUAUGGAAGCCAUUGCUGGCGAAUAUGCUUCACAUCAUCAUGCUGAAAACCAUACCCAUGUCAUAAAUCCAGCCGAUGAAACAGAAUUCCCUGGAAUUAACAAUAAAGUCAUAGAAUUAAAAGCCUGGAAUUGGCUAUAUGGAAAAACACCAAAGUUCAAAAUCAGCACAUCCUUUAAUAUAGGACACGAGGAAUCCAAUGUUGAAAUUCAGAUAAAUAUGGAUAUAAAGAAUGGUAACAUUGAAGCUUGCCAAAUAGAUGUGCCUCAGAACUGGCUGCCACUGGAUGUGUGUGUGGAACUCGGGAACAGCCUGAUUGGCAACAGGUUUUGCCCAAAUGAAAGCACUGCCAUGGCAACUGCUUUGCUGAGAACUUGGGCAGAUUCUACAUUACACAGCAAAUUGCAUAUCUUAUGUGAGAAGAUUGUAACAUUAAUGUAACUUUUAUGUGAUGAGCUGGAUUCUUGGAUAUCAAGUUAGUAGUUUAACACAAGAUUGUCAUGUAUGAUUUUAGAAGAGUUCAGUGAAUGUAAACAGAUUUAAUGUUACAUAGUUACAUAACUACUGAACAAAAAUAACACUUGAAUAUAAAGUUCCUUUUUUUAAAGGGAGAUAGUUAAUUGAUACUGCAGUCUUCUCAAAUGUGAACUCCAGAGUUUAAUGGAACUUGAAGUAACUUACAAUAGAGUUGCAACCAAGAAUGCAAUUAUGAUAAUAAUAAUAAUACACUAUUGGGUGGGGGAAAAUGUGGAUAGAAAGCUAUAACUAAUAACCGUUUUCAAAUUCAAUAUAUUACUGGUCCAAACACCCAACUUAUGCCACAUUUGAACUGAUGUUGAAACAUUACUCCUGUUAUAAUCAACAAAAUUUAAAAGAUGUCUUUUGUGCUGGAUAAGAGUUGCCUCAAGGUGAAAUAGGUGGCAAAUAAAUCUAAUAACAUGUUAGCAACCUUAUGAAAGGUUA
Molecule: messenger RNA, 1858 nt
Organism: Protobothrops mucrosquamatus (brown spotted pit viper)
Lineage: Eukaryota; Metazoa; Chordata; Lepidosauria; Squamata; Viperidae
Gene: LIPT1
Product: lipoyltransferase 1
Exons: 1
Coding region: 218-1336 (372 amino acids)
Biological process (GO): protein lipoylation
Cellular component (GO): mitochondrion; cytoplasm
Molecular function (GO): lipoyltransferase activity
Source: RefSeq, a predicted model, not a curated record